Molecule: messenger RNA, 1820 nt
Organism: Tilletiaria anomala UBC 951
Lineage: Eukaryota; Fungi; Basidiomycota; Exobasidiomycetes; Georgefischeriales; Tilletiariaceae
Exons: 4
Coding region: 105-1757 (550 amino acids)
Source: RefSeq, a predicted model, not a curated record
GACGUAAGUGCGUCUCGGUCUUCUGUACAAGCUAUAAACACACCGACUCUUUCCCUGACCUGGUGCCUCGGUCCACUAACGCAAGUGGUUCUAUAUCGUGCGAGAUGUCAACGAACGCGAACGCCGGCCUGGCGACGCGCAAAAAGGGGCGCCAGUCUUUCGCCAACGCGGUUCCCUCACGCUCCAUGCUCGUCUCGCCUUCCAGGCCACCACAGACACCGACGCGUGCGUUGCUCGAGCGGAUACGGCGACGAUCGUCGCUCGUGCCCAGCGACGUGCCAGCGCCCAACAGAGGCAAUAACACUGACGUCCUGUCCGGGCCAAGCGCAGCAAAUUCGGCCCGAGGACAGCUAAAGACAGGCAGGAGGAGCGUAGGGGCGAACGCGACGACCACGCUGACUGUUGGAGUUAGCAACAGAAGGAAGCCAAGCAGUUUGUCCAUCACGGAGGAGGACGAACAAGGACAAGAAGAAGACGACGAUGAACGCGAUGGCGAAGGAAGAGAUGAAUCCGAUUCAGACUCAGAUGUUGACUCUGGCGUACAAGAGCGGCCCGAUGGAGACGGAAGCUAUGAAAAGCCCGACCAUACAUCAGAGACGAUAGGCGAUGAAGCGAAUAUACUCGAAGACUACGAAUACCUGGACCCAGAAGAAGAACAGGUUGCGCUCGAGAGGCAGGUCGAUCAGCUGAUCGAGCUGAGCGAGGGCAAGGACGCUCGCAUCAUCGCGCUCGAGAAACAGCUCGAGGACAACAAGAAAUCGCUAAAGAUGGAGAAAGAGAAAGUGAAGCUCCUUCAGAAGCGCACCGAGGGAGGGGGUUUGACACGACAGGCGGCGGUAAAGUUGGAACGAGAAUUUGCCUCUCAGGAACUAAUCCUCAAAGGCCUGCAGCGAGACAACGAGAGCAAAACCAUCGAAGUAGAGACGCUUCGGCGGCGCCUGCGCGUCCUGACCGACUUCCUCAUCAGACAGUAUGGAGAGAGCGAUUGGGAGUCAGUCGUAGCAGCCUCUAUCAACAGCGGCGUCGGCCUUCCUCCCAUGCCAGAAGACGAAGUUGGGCUUGCUUCUGGUGGCGGCAGCGGUGCUGGGGGGGAUGCCUCUCAAGGCGCACAGUUUGGCAGUCCCGAGCGUUCUUUGCACCAGCUUCGACGCGAGGUCGAUGGUAAAGGCGGCUCGCCCACACCCAUCGCGCGCCUUCUCUCCCCUGGUCACACGGGCCGCCUUGCUACCGUGCCAAGUCGUGUAGAAGACCUGGGCAGCGGCAGUGGCACGGGUAAUGACUCAACUUUUUUCGAGCUGCAUCAGCGUGCCAAACAAUUGUUAAAAGGCGACGUGAUUGUCGACACUUCUCGCACGGAUUUCGACCGUGGUGACCUUGAGGGCAACGAUGCUGCAGCAACUCCAACCACUUCACCGAGCAAGUCGAUCACCGCCGACAUCAACUCUGUCAUCGCCAGGGAUGAAGAGGACGGCGAAGAAGUCCUCGCGCAAGCCAGCGAUGAGCGACGCGAGGCAGCUCGACGAGCGUUGCAGCAAGUUCCACGAACCAACUUCGGGACACACUCCAACAACACGACGCUGAUCGCCGGCCAGGUAUGGUCCACGCCGCUGCUGCUCAGUUCGAUUGAAUCCGUCCGCCUGCUGAUUCAGUCUUUCGAGAAACAAAAUGCGCUCAGGAAGGUAGAGCUGGAAGGGCUGAUGAGCGAGGCGCGAGAUGCCGAGAAGAACCUGGAAGCAAUGGAGCCGGUAGCUGCUUGAUGCAGUUUGGGCCGCCUAGAGGCCUCCUCAAAGAUGUGUUGUCUUCGAAUCCGAAUAUACCCC